AUGAAGUUCCUGGCCCUGCUCUUCCUGCUGUCGGUGGGCGCGGCCAGCGCCGAGGUCUCGCCCCGGGCCGUGUGGCUGUUCCGCGAAUUGAUCAAGUGCACCCUGCCCGAAAGCCACCCACUGCUGGAAUUCAACCACUACGGCUGCUACUGCGGCUUGGGGGGCAGCGGCACUCCGGUGGACGAGCUCGACAGGUGCUGCCAAGCACAUGAUAACUGCUACUCCCAGGCAAUGAAAAUGGAAUCCUGCAAAUUCCUCCUGGACAACCCCUACACUAAGCUGUACCACUACAGCUGCUCUAAUGGGCAGAUCACAUGUAGCAGCGAGAACAAGGACUGCGCCGCGUUCAUCUGCAACUGCGACCGCACCGCUGCCAUGUGCUUCGCCAAGGCACCCUACAACCCCGAGCACAAGCACCUGGACACCGACAAAUACUGCAAAUAG
This is a messenger RNA of Onychostruthus taczanowskii (white-rumped snowfinch), 444 nucleotides long. RefSeq names its product phospholipase A2 group IB (gene PLA2G1B). NCBI's taxonomy places the organism in Eukaryota, Metazoa, Chordata, Aves, Passeriformes, Passeridae. The record is from RefSeq and is a predicted model, not a curated record. The transcript is spliced from 4 exons. Bases 1 to 444 code for a protein of 147 amino acids. Gene Ontology annotation, biological process: phospholipid metabolic process; arachidonate secretion; positive regulation of fibroblast proliferation. Gene Ontology annotation, molecular function: phospholipid binding; calcium ion binding; signaling receptor binding.